Molecule: messenger RNA, 231 nt
Organism: Lactuca virosa
Lineage: Eukaryota; Viridiplantae; Streptophyta; Magnoliopsida; Asterales; Asteraceae
Source: the annotation of a GenBank genome assembly
AUGAAAAUUGGUAAACUCUUCCAGAUAAAGAAAAUAAGAAAAGCAGAGGAUUUUGCGAAGCCCAAAUUCCAAAAGGAGUUUCAUUUUUUCCAAACAACCUCCAUCGAUGCCUUCUCGCCUUCGCUUCUCAACUUCAACUUGACGUUUGAUUGGUGGACUGGAUUUUGGAAAGCUACAGCUAGGGUUUUGAAUUUGAGAUCAAUAUCAGCUCGUUGGGAUAAAUCGGAUUGA